This is a messenger RNA of Saccostrea cuccullata (small rock oyster), 1604 nucleotides long. RefSeq names its product CCR4-NOT transcription complex subunit 11-like. Gene Ontology annotation, cellular component: CCR4-NOT complex. The record is from RefSeq and is a predicted model, not a curated record. The transcript is spliced from 14 exons. NCBI's taxonomy places the organism in Eukaryota, Metazoa, Mollusca, Bivalvia, Ostreida, Ostreidae.
AAAUAAUAAUAACCAAAUCACGCGAGAAUUGUCACUAAAUUUCAAGAUGGCGCUCUCCGUGAAAGAACUUGCAUCUCUGCUCAGCGUCCUGUCUGAGGACACCACCCAGACUCAGUCAUUUGAAAACUUGGCCACUGGCUUUCACCACUACUUUACAAAACAAGAUCACUUCAAAGUGGGAUCUUCAAUAGUGAUGUUAGCGUCUAAUUGCCAAAUAUUUCAAACGACAAAAUUUUAUGACAUUUUAUAAUCCACACAGAAACUGGCAGCCAUCUUUCUUCUGUAUGAGAUGUAUCGCACAGAUCCCAUAGCCGCUAAUCCAUUUGCCACUGUCUUUGUCCAUCUUUUGAAUCCUCCCACUGAGAACCAGGAAGCGGGUCAGUUUGACCUCCACUGGGCUAUUCCAGCCAUCUCCCCCGCAGAGAGAUACUUCCUCUCACAACUCAUCUCCAGUCCCACCAAAGAGGCUAACCCUUAUGUUGCUCACUUCACGUUAAUGAUGUUCAAAAAGACGCCAACUCAAAUUAUCCAACUGGAUGUCAGUAGCAUGCAGAACUUUGAUGUGAGUGGCCUACAGCUGGCCUUGGCUGAGAGACAAUCAGAAAUGCCUGCGCAGAGCAAGUCAGCCAUGCCUUGUGUAGUUCCUGAUCCUGAUACUAAGCCUACAAGUUAUGAUCAUUUUGGAAAGCCUGGUGUAAUAAAUCCUGAUGUACAGAGGCAGACAAUUGAGGCCUUACUGACAGGAAACAAACCACCUGUGGAGAACUGCAUGAUGCCAGAGUUCAUCAGACUAGCCCCGCCAUUACACAUAGCUGAAGAUGAGCUGUGUUGGAUGAACCCAGUGGAUAUGGAUUAUAACAUUGCCUGGGAUACCACCAUGUGUGUCAGUAGUUCAGCAGGUGUGGAGAUCCGACGGCUGAUGUCUAAAGCAUUCAAAGGGGCACUGACUCUACCCCAGCAGCAGCAGUUACUGACAGAGCUGGAAAAAGACAAUAAACUGGUCUACCACAUAGGCCUUACACCUGCCAAGCUUCCAGACUUAGUAGAAAAUAACCCUUUAGUGGCCAUAGAAGUUUUAUUGAGAUUGAUGCAAUCCAACCAAAUCACAGAGUAUUUUUCUGUCCUAGUUAACAUGGAAAUGUCUCUGCAUUCUAUGGAGGUUGUCAACAGGUUAACAACAGCUGUAGAACUUCCAUCAGAAUUCAUUCAUUUAUACAUCUCUAACUGCAUCUCAACGUGUGAAACAAUUCGUGAUAGAUAUUUACAGAAUAGACUUGUACGAUUAGUGUGUGUGUUCCUUCAGUCUCUCAUCAGAAACAAAAUCAUUGACGUUAAGGUAGGAUAUUUUAACUAAUUACAAGCAUUUUGUAAAAAUAUACAUGUAUUAAAUGAAAGGUGGGACUUAUUCAGACUUUUAAAAUCUUUGGACAGUGCUGACCCACAAAAUGUACAGGCCACUGCAUCAAGAUAGCAACCAGCAAUGGAGUGACUGAGAAUGGGGGAAAUACAGUGAAUUCUUAUUGAAACAUUGUGCUGUGUGUGAUGUCCCUCACAAAGUACCUUUUGUGAUAUUGCAAUAUCUAUAUCACAACAUUUACCAACUU